AUGAUCUUUUGGAAGAUACAAUCAAUGAAAUCAAAUCACAUAAUUGGGAGCUCUCUAGUGAUCAAGAAAUCAACAACAUCAAAACAAGUAUCACUCAUAACAAGAUCACUUGGUCGUGGUGUUGAUUUCAUUGUCAAUGAUGAUAAAGUGAUUGAUAAUGGAGGUGUUCAUGUCAUUCAAACAUUCCUUUCUAAACUCACUGAAACUGAUAAGAUCGGUUCAACAAAUGGAUACAUUUCAAAACGAGAUUAUACAGCAUUUGAAGAUAUCUUUUCACUCUUUGGUGUCACUGAUAAGAUUACCUAUUCCACUUUUGAAGAUCUUUGUGGAGUUUUGAUUACAGAAGGAGGUGAUGUCAGAACUCUUACAAAUCAAUUCAUUAAUAACAAAUUAAACCAUCUCAUCUAA
Molecule: messenger RNA, 408 nt
Organism: Heterostelium album PN500
Lineage: Eukaryota; Evosea; Eumycetozoa; Acytosteliales; Acytosteliaceae
Exons: 3
Coding region: 1-408 (135 amino acids)
Source: RefSeq, a predicted model, not a curated record